GCGUGCUCACGCGUUUGUCAGGCGCGCAGCCCCAAUCAGCGCGACUUAGACCACAACCACCAGUGUCGCGUCCAAACAUCACCAUCCGCCAUGUCAAACGUUCAGCUCACGGCCGGAAUAUGUCUUCGGCUUGUUGAUUCCUCUGAGAAUUACGAUGAGGUACUCAACUCCAAACCGACGAUGCAAAUACUCUCUGUAAAGAAAGUCUCCUCCCCAGGUGGCCUCAACCAAGUCGACAGGUAUCGUAUUAUCGUGUCGGAUGGAGAGCACUUCCUUCAAGCGAUGCUUGCAACACAACUUAACAAUUUGGUGGACGAAGGACACGUUGGAAAGUACUCCAUCAUACGUGUCGACAAGUUCACCUGCAAUCUUGUUCAGGAGAGACGCCUCUUGAUUGUAUUGGAUAUGCAAAUCCUAGUGAAAAAUCAUGAAAAGAUAGGCAAGCCCGAUAACGCGCAGCCAACCCCUGGGGAUGGUGCGAGUUCUGCUCAGCAGACACCUGCACCUCAUUCAGCAGCUACGCCUGCACCAGUGCCUUCAACGUCGACCAUAUCUACCUCUGCUCCUCAGCAGCAGCACCAACAACAACAGGGCCAAAGCAACCGUGCUGGUCUGAACAGGCAAAACAUCUUCCCUAUUGAGGGCCUCAGCCCCUAUCAAAACAACUGGACGAUCAAAGCUCGAGUUACAAACAAGUCUGAUGUCAGGACUUGGUCAAAUCAGCGGGGUGAAGGGAAAUUAUUCAAUGUCACUCUCAUGGAUGAGACCGGCGAAAUCCGCGGUACUGCAUUCAACAAUGCCGUCGAUGAGCUUUACGACAAACUCGAGGAGGGCAAGGUAUACUAUAUCUCCAAGGCCAAGGUACAGCUCGCAAAGAAGCAGUUUACAACUGUUUCAAACGAAUAUGAGCUAGGCUUUGAGCGUCACACCGAAGUCGAAGAGUGUCGCGACACACAAAGUCUGCCUACGAUUCGCUACAACUUCGUCCCGCUUUCUGGAUUGCAGGACCUUGUGAAAGACGCUAUUUGUGACGUUAUCGGUGUAGUCAAAGAAGUUGGCGAGCUCGGUUCAAUCAAUUCCAAGUUCGGCAAGACGGUCACAAAGCGAGAGCUCACCCUUGUGGAUAAGUCUAACUUCAGUGUCCGCCUGACGUUGUGGGGCAAGCAAGCCGAGCAGUACAGUGAGAUGAAUGAACCUGUGGUCGCGUUCAAAGGCGUCAAAGUGGGCGACUUUGGUGGUCGAUCUUUGUCGAUGUUCAGCUCGAGCAUGAUGACGAUCAACCCUGAUAUCCCUGAAGCCCAUGCUCUACGAGGAUGGUACGACGCCGGUGGAAAUCAAGCCAGCUUCCAAGCACAUUCGAAUAGCUUCUCCGGCGCUGCCGGUGGUGCAUUGUCCGGAUUCAACCGCUCAGAGAUGAAGUCGCUGCAGGAGGUAAACGAUAUGCUGAGCAACACAACGACAGAUCUAUCGGAGAAGCCUGUGUACUUCUCUGCUCGUGCAACGAUCAUGCACAUCAAGCAGGAGAACGUCGCCUAUCCGGCGUGCCCUACCUGCAACAAGAAAGUUUUCGAGCAACAUGAUGGCUGGCGUUGUGAGAAGUGCGAACGAAGCUAUGAGAAGCCUGAAUACAGAUACAUCAUCACAAUGGCUGUUGCAGAUCACACCCAGCAGGCAUGGUUCCAAGGAUUCAACGAAGCCGGAGAAGUCAUCUUCCAUCGUCCUGCCAACAAGCUGAUGGAAAUCAAGUUUGAGGACGAGACGAAAUUUGGUAAAGUGAUGGAAGAAACCAUCGGACAACAGUUCAACUUCACGUGUCGUGUUAAGCAGGAAACCUAUAACCCACGAAAUUGCGAUAUGGUGUCCAGAAAGUCCUCCCGCUCAACUACGUAGAAGAAUGUCAGCACUUGAUGACGUUGUUGAAGUCACCUUGGGCUCAGUAGACUGUCCUCGAAGUGUGGGGUUCGGAACUGGCUCGUACACCCAUAUGUACUUCUGUUCUGCUGUUGCUUUGUCUGAUUGAAUGUUUUGGCGAUGUACUAUAGGAUGUUCCAUUAUGAUCAUGUGUAAUAUCGAUACCUUGACCUAUACAGGAUUGCUACCCAGCUCUUCCUCGAUCCGUACCCCUCGGUAGGUGACGAUUCCAUUCACAGGGGCACACCUGAAUUAGAGGUCGGUUCGUGCGGUUAGUAGGACCAGAAGUGCGGCGCUCACUCACCUAAGCUGCCGCGCCAUUCUGCGGCGUUCUUGACAGGCACAAUUGACAUUCAGUGCUUUGGCUCUAGCUGCGGGCCGGAUGGGACUAGACCAAUGCUACGGAUACACACGUCGAAAGCGUGUCAACUUAUGCUUGUUCGCUGGCAGACCCAUGCACGCUGAACCCGGAUCUUUGACUGUAUGCCAAAGGUCAAAAGGCCAAAGUAUCCAAGAGAGUAUAAAUACUGAUCGUGUUAAUAAGCCACCGCACCACACAACAGUCACUGUUAACCUUCAAACUUUCUUGUGAAUAUGUCCUCUCCCGCCAACGACAUGAGCAACUCUCUAAAGAAACUCAAGGCUCUCAAAGGCAAGGAAAUGCAACAAGACAAAUCAACGAUUAAACAACUC
Somion occarium is the source of this 2604-nucleotide messenger RNA. Lineage: Eukaryota; Fungi; Basidiomycota; Agaricomycetes; Polyporales; Cerrenaceae. The record is from the annotation of a GenBank genome assembly.